CCGGUGCAGCGUCUAGCAAGUCUAUAACACGAACUGUCCAUACCACAGUUCAAUCUAAUUCAGUUGUAGUCCAAGUCAAAGUGGCAGAACAUAAAUGGAGAUGGUAUACACUUGUUUGAUAAGCAGAAUAUUAUACAUGUGCAGGUUAAGACACAUACAUGUUUGCGAAACGAUGCACGAGAAAGUUUAAAAUGUUCUUUAUAGUUGCUUCUACAAAGCGGAACAAUAUUUUCGUUUGCAUUUUCUGGAGGGAAUUAUUUCUGUGACGAUCGAUGGGGGACUGAAGUCAAGCUGCACAUACGUUUGUACGGUUCCGUUACACAAUUUAUAAGCUAAACGACUAGCUAUUUAAUUUCCCAUUUGUGGUGAAGAAUCAUCUCCGUCGUUGUUAUAUGCUUGAUAUUUGUGGUAUAGCAGACUUAAUUAAGCGAGGUGGUGGUAGGUCGGGCAGAAAACACGGGUGUCUGUCCCGCCCCCUGCUGGUUUCCAUGGGCAGUGUGCUGGCCUUGUCUUCUCGCCCAGGGCGUCAGAACUCACCUUUCCCUCAGGACAGGCCCCGAUCCCGAUGGGAUAGGAGGGAUGGGCGUCUUCCGAACCCCGGGAGCUUUGACGAGCUGCACCGCAACUGUAAAGAUGUCUUUCCACAGCAGACAGAAGGGGUCAAACUUAUUGUGAACAAGACUCUCAGUAGUUUCUUUAAGGUCAGCCACACUUUUCAUCUAAGUGCUGUGGCGCCAUCAAAUUAUCGUUUCCAUGUCUCCUACCUGCAGUCGGACACUGACAGUAAAGAAGUGGACUCCCCCAUGCUGAUUGGUGAAAUGGAUUCUUCCGGCAGUUUGAAUGCACACUCCUUGUUUCACCUGAGUGAACGAAUGAGAGGCAAGGCUGUCUUCCAGACUCAGCAGUCCCAGUUCGUCACCUGGCAGUUUGAGACAGAGUACAGAGGGCGGGACUUCACUGCGGCUGUCACUCUAGCAAAUCCGGACAUCCUCAGAGAGUCAGUGAUCAUGGUGGCACACUUCCUCCAGAGUGUGUCCUCACAGCUGGUGCUGGGAGGAGAGUUGGUAUACCACCGUGGUCGUGCUGAAGAAGGUGGCAUUCUCACACUGGCAGGCCAGUAUUCAGGGCCGAACUGGGUGGCAACAUUAAAUGCAGGUAAAGGAGGUGCGCAUGCCAGCUACUACCACAGAGCCAAUAAGCAGAUUCAGGUGGGGGUGGAGUUUGAGGCGAGCACCAGGACGCAAGAGACCACGUUCGCCUUCGGCUACCAGAUGGACCUUCCUGAGGCGAACAUGGUCUUCAGAGGGAUGCUGGACAGCCGGUGCAUCAUUGGUGGCGUCCUGGAGAAGCGCCUGUCUCCGCUGCCCGCCACCUUAAUCAUGGGAGCCUUUGUUAAUCACCGUGGAGACAAGUUGCAGUGCGGGCUGGGGGUGAAUGUUGGGUAGGCUGUCGCAGUGUGGGAGGGCAGGGGAGGGGCCAAGCCUCUGUGAGACUCGGGGCCCCUGCCUAUACGUACUCUAUGAGACUGGUGCAAAAUAAGCCCUGCUCUCCCUAGAGAGCCCAGUGUAAUGGAGCCCCACAGCCUCUCCCUGGCACUGUUCCUAGAUGCCCCUCAGAGCACAGGCUGCUGUCCCUACACCUCAUAACACCCAGGAAGUCCGUCUGUCCGUGCAUGGUCUGCAGGUGGGUGGCAAGGGAGGGUGAUGUGGUCUGGCUCAGUCCAGCAGCCUGCACUAUUGGUGAGCUAUAGACUGUAUCUGCUCUCCAAACCAAAUUCUUAUGUAGAUGUUUGAACAAGGCACGCUCUGCGUUGGACACUGCAACGUAAUGCACAUCCAAAGGACAUCCUGGCUUUUAGCCAGGGACCAAUCAGGAGAACCCCUUGGAGAUGUGACCCCUCGCACCCACCCCAAGCCCCACCACACCUCCACCAUGUAGAGAACACUUCUGUGUCCUUGAAAUGGAGCUUUGUAGCAGUUUGACCUUGUUUGACCCCAAUGUUUAUAGUAAGCCAGAGUGAACCCCACGUUGGUCGAUAAGGUGUCAUGACGGUGAAAUAAAGCAGCACCCAUGGAAAUUGUUGUCAGGAUUAUCUGCCUAACAAAGUAGGCAUUCCAAUGUUUCAGGCUUAUUCUUUAUGCUUGAAAGGACAAUGAAAGAGGGGUUUCAGUUAACAUGUAGGGUUUAGUGCACCUUUAGCUUCGAGGAAAGGCAAGAGUGUGCAUUAGUGUGUUUAUGAGUUUAUGUUUCUGAGGGUAACCAACCAUCUUGCCUCUAUCCAUCUGAAAUGGAUUGUUGUGUUAUGGUCCCACCUUCCUUUUUCCAUUUGCCAAGGACUGCAAAAAUGUUGGGGUUUACUCCCUACAACCUUUUUUGCUUUUGUAAUUUAGAAUAACUUUUAUUAUUUUCCAGGCCAUGUGGGGAAAUGUUUUUGAAAAUGUCAGGUUGUAGAAUCAAAUAAAUUAGUGCAAUAAUUAUUUAUGAUGGCAGGUUGUCAGGCCUUGCAUAUAAAGGAACAACAGGGAUCAAAUAAAUACUGUAUAUGUUUCAGCUCAAUAA
Conger conger (European conger) is the source of this 2559-nucleotide messenger RNA. RefSeq lists its product as uncharacterized. The record is from RefSeq and is a predicted model, not a curated record. The transcript is spliced from 10 exons. Gene Ontology annotation, molecular function: transmembrane protein transporter activity. Gene Ontology annotation, cellular component: mitochondrial outer membrane translocase complex; mitochondrial outer membrane. Gene Ontology annotation, biological process: protein import into mitochondrial matrix. Bases 393 to 1445 code for a protein of 350 amino acids. NCBI's taxonomy places the organism in Eukaryota, Metazoa, Chordata, Actinopteri, Anguilliformes, Congridae.